This is a messenger RNA of Trypanosoma grayi, 411 nucleotides long. RefSeq lists its product as hypothetical. The coding region runs from base 1 to 411 and encodes 136 amino acids. The transcript has a single exon. Lineage: Eukaryota; Euglenozoa; Kinetoplastea; Trypanosomatida; Trypanosomatidae. The record is from RefSeq and is a predicted model, not a curated record.
AUGUCGCUGCUCUCCACUGUAGAAGCGAAAGUAACACAAGUCUGGGAUUCAGUGCAGCGAAGACGAUGCCUUUCGAGCAACGAGAGCAAUAUUCAACAGCAUUGCACGUCGUUGAGCAAUCACAAAGUUCCAUGCGUCUUCCUGCUGUAUCCCCUGCGUUGCACGCGCCACAUGAGAAGAAUCCAAAGACCCAAUAUCUCUGUUAAAACGGAAGCAUUCUGGUUACCCAAGCAUGGUGUACGAGCGCACGCAGUACGUCUUGCGGGGCACAGUGCACGCCAACAGUCGCGCCCUGGCAGAAUAAGUGCAGACAACUGCGCUCCGCAGGAUGCCAGCAUGAAGACAACGAGCCCCAUCCACACCAAGAAUGAACAGAUCUACCCAUGGGCCGUUCAAAAAGAGACACCGUGA